ACAUGGCAACGGAUUUCAGCAGACUACCAGAAAUUUUGAAACUGCACACCGAUAUGGUGCAGAAACUAGGAGAAUUAUUUCCGGUUAAAGGAACUAAAUGGCAUACCAUUUUGAAAAAGGUACAACUGCUUAACCUACUAUCUGUUGCUGAUGUAGAAAAAAUCGAAACCAUGUAUGAUCUUUUCCUAAGUUUGGUGCAGAAAAAGGACAAUGGCAUUACGUACGGUGAAUACACAAGUACACGUACAAUUCUUGGAUCCUGCAACAUCGAUGCUGAAGAAAUAAUAGAUCAUUACACUGGACGUAUACAUGCGUUUUACAAAGACAACCUUAAAACCGUUUUGGCGCUACAAGCUGAGACCUCACAAAGAGACAACCAGUCAUCAAUUAGUGCCAAGACAACAAGUGACGACGAAUCGAUGGCACAACUGGUUACUGAAAAGGUGUCACCUGACAAUGAAUUGAUAUCAGCUGCAGCUUGUGGUCACACCGAAACCGUGACCCUACUUUUAGAAAAGGGAGCCGAUCCUGACGAAGUUGCAAAGAAAAUUACAUUUACAUCAGGAAAGGAUCAAUUAACGUCAAGCAAAUGUGAAGAAGCAGACGUCAACCCGUUAUAUAAAGAAAAAAGAGUUAAACGUAAUGAAUGUGGAUAUCCUACAGGACCGAGCUCAUUUCGUCACAAAAAGCUCAAAAUGGGAUGCAACAUAGGUGUGAUGAAUCAAAAGGUACCAAACCUUGGGGGAACACUUGGUCCGUUCGUGCGCUACAACGGUAAUACGAGUUUCCUGACAUGCGCUCAUGUGCUAUUUGAUGUUGCUCAACAAGGUACAGUUGACUUCACAUAUGAUGGAUCCAAUCGUAUUGACGUCGUGCAACCCGCUUUAGAUACGUCGAUGGCAAGUGGUGCCGCCUGUGGGUUUAUACAGAGGGCUAUAUUUAAUCCACGUAUGCAUCCUAGCAUCGAUAUGGCCGUUGUGACCAUAUCUGACGAAUCACGGCUACCCGACAAAGGCAGAUUUGCGAAUGAUCAUAGCUCCAGGUACAAGAAAGCCGGAUUUAAACAUUUACCAGAAUACAACGACGGAUCUAGAGUCUUGGAUUUUCAAGAGUCAGGUACGAGCAACAUGGUUGUCCAAUUUGGAAGCGAAACCCAUCUGUCAAAAGGUUUCUUGAAAGAAGACGGUAUACAAGUACGGCCCCUGACAACUGUCUUAGGACUACCCCAAAGUAAAGAUAUAUUCCGUAUGUCUGGCCAGUAUGAAGUGGAAGGUCUUAGAUCAAUGCCAAAUUUGUUCAUGCCUGGUGACUCCGGUGCAGCAGUGUUUAUGCUGAAUGGAACGUCUUUACAUUGCAUUGGUAUGGCGAUUGGUUCCACGUCUACUGGAAACGCUGUGGUCACUCCUAUUGCAGCUUUGUUAGAUGCUGUUCGAGCAAACGCUGACAUUGACCUUUCAGUGUUUCCUUGAUUAAGGUUUAGAUUUCCUCUUCUUAUCGUACUUUUACUGACGAAAGAAAUAGUAUCCAGUAUGUAAAGCUACGAUAGCUGUUCAUGACGUUUCCAAUGCAUCGAGAGGCAAACACAUGUAUCAGUUGAACGCGAAUUUAACAUACUGAUAAGUAGAAGACUGGUUCAUCAAAUGGACAGAGUGUAUAAAAUCCGCCAAAUUGAUCGUUUGGAACAGGACUUGAAAUCCACAAAGAAAACAAAGCGCAAGACUGUAUUUCUUAAAACGUUCAAACCGAACGACCUGAAUGAUAGUAGUUUUGUCGGAGGACAAAACGUUGGACAGUUUUUUUUGAAUGAAUUAUUAACUAACUGUUGAAUUUAAUUAUUCAUCAUUUGUAGUCAGAACUGGAUUCAAUUUUGUUUUUCAUCAUUUAUCAAAAAUAUGUAUAGAUUAGUUCGCAUUACCAACAGGUUCUAUGCAUUACAAAGCUGUUUAUGUAUUGUUUGAACAGGAAUUCAAUUCUAUGUUGAAUGCAUUUUUCACUUUGAAAAACCACACUACUUAUUACCUGCCCUUUUCUUAAUACUUUGUCAAGAAAAUACAUACAUGUGCAUUUGUAUACAUCUUCCUGUUGCUUUCGAAAUAGAGAGACAGAUACGAACACAAUAGCGAACUGCCAGUUAAAGAUUGAGGAUUACCCUGUUGUUUUCCUCAAAUAUAUUAUUUAACUGUCACUCCUUUGAUUUCCUAAUUUCAUUAUUUUCAUUGAUGUCCGUUUAGUUUGAUCAAUAAUUAAUAUCCUAUGUACAACUUACCUCUAUUUUGUUUUCUUAUCCUAAGACUUGCUUAGGAAGGAGAUGCAUGUGAGAGCAAAAAUGCUUGUUUUUUAUAAACUAAACCUAAAAUGAUUAUUUCGUGGUGGUCGCUAUGGAAUAUGUCGAUGACAUCACAUUUCAAAACAAGAUAACGUCUCAUAACAUUUGGAAGAAUGCAGUGACUGAUCAAAUUAUAUUUUCAACAUCAUAACUUGGACAAAAAACAUGACAGUCACUACAAAGGUAUAUGUACAUUUGUGAAUUAUACCAAAGAGUAAAAGAUCAGAAUUUCGAAAGACACCUUUUUGAAUCUUAAUCACAGUUUGUUUACACCAUUUCGUAUUAAUAUUUUUUUUCAACAUGCAUUAUUUUAUAGAAAUGAAUUAUAAUAUUAAUUUGAUUAAAUUCAAGUAAAGACCUCAUCGUGUAUCCGUCGUUACUGACGACACUAUUUGCUGCGAUACAUCGCAAUCUGGUGUGUUAUAUUUGAAUAUUUUAAAAAAAUAUAUUACUAGUAUAUGAAUGCCUUUAUACUGAAGUUGUCGUUUAGCAUUGUAUGUUUUUGUUAUUAAAGCGACCCCUUCUCUUAAUGUGAUACUUACAGCAACGGUAGCUGUAUUUGUUGAGUUGUCACAGAUACGCCUCAACUACCUCAUGUCAUCUUUUACAAAAUCUGGCUAAUCGAAUAGAUAUUUAUGGAACUCUAUCAGCAAAUACAAAGUGUAGACUUUCUUAGAAUAAGCAUAAGUAAGGAAUUUAAGUCCUGUUCCAAUCAUCCAAAACAUUAAUUACCCUAAGCAUAUUACAGGAAAAAUCCGUGACCUUAUUUUCGAGAGUCGAUUAUUAUCGAACUGAAUAAAUAAUUACAACCUUAGUCUUGGAUAGUCCUGCUCUCGCCUUUUGCCAAGACGGCCGGGGUUCAAUUCCCCGAUGUUCCGUUUGUAUCAAUGUCCCGUCAUCUCUGAUCGAAGUAUUUUUGUUCCGAUUGUUGUCUGUUUAUGGUCAUUAAGGGAUAAAGUCAACACUGCGUUCUUUGUAUCGCUAUUUCUAACUAGAAUGAGGGAUAUAGCAGUAUCAUAACAAGGUACACACAUGGAAUUGUGUUCAUAUCGGAAUAAUAAAAUUAAAGGUUUAAGAGUUCCAAAUAAGACCGUUAGUUUAAAUUGUGAUUGCCUUGGUCAGUAACAGAAACGUUUAUUUCCAAGGAAACAUACGUUUUCUAAAUAGAAUAUCAACAUGAUGGUAAAUAGUUUUUUUAAUUAUCCUUAGUCGAUUUUUAAAUUGUAAAUUACAAAUACAUACGGUAAAUCCGUGUCUUUAUACCAUCUGACAAAAAAUGUAACCAAGAUAAAUAAACAAUAUGAACAAUCUGGCUAUAUUUUAUUAAGCAAAUAUAGCCAGAUUUUACAAAGAGCUAGCAUCAAAGACAUUCUGUAUUGCCUUACGUCACUGUAAUAACCUUAUGGAAUCUAUUCAACUAUGUGUAUAUGGUACGUUUGUUUACUUUGUUCUGGGACGACAAUGGAAUAGUUUCCAUACAUAAUGUGUUUUUAUAUGAAUGUCAUUUAGGUAAAUUUAUAAACGGAAUUCAAAAGAUUU
Molecule: messenger RNA, 3865 nt
Organism: Mizuhopecten yessoensis (Yesso scallop)
Lineage: Eukaryota; Metazoa; Mollusca; Bivalvia; Pectinida; Pectinidae
Exons: 6
Coding region: 3-1469 (488 amino acids)
Source: RefSeq, a predicted model, not a curated record